GCUUUUUUUUCUCGCAGAGGUAGUCGGAAUGAACAGAGAUGGAGACGCAUGACUGGGGUUCUCAGACAGUGGCCGCGGUAGCAUGUUGCGUGUGCGGAACUCAGGUUUCUCCUCCGAACCCGGCGAACAUGUGUGUGAGUUGUUUACGUUGCGAAGUAGACAUCUCUGAGGGCAUUUCGAAGCAGCUGAGCAUUCAGUGGUGCAAGGGAUGCGGAAGAUACCAUGAGCCGCCGAAUCGCUGGUUGAAGUGUGGUUUAGAGAGCAAGGAGCUGCUGAUGUUUUGCCUGAGGCGCAUUAAAAAUCUCAACAAGGUGAGGCUGGUUGACGCCUCGUUUGUGUACACGGAGCCCCAUUCGAAGCGCCUGAAGGUGAAGUUACAGUGCCAAAAGCAGGUGUAUCAGUCGAUGAUAUUCGAGCAAACGUUUGUGAUUGAAUAUUUGGUCUCGAGUUUGUUUUGUCCUGAAUGUCACAGAUAUGAAGCAGGCGGGGACGAGAACAUGUGGACGGCCGUGGUUCAGGCUCGGCAGCGCGUGGCUCACAAGCGUACUUUUUUGUGGCUGGAGCAAGUGAUUUUGCGACAUGCCGCUCACUCCUAUAUAUCGUCGAUCAAGGUGAUUCGAGACGGACUGGAUUUUUAUUUUUCGUCUUUGACACACGCGAAGCACUUUGUGGACUUUUUGCACGCGUUCGUGCCGGCGCGCUCCAGCCUGAACAAGAAGCUUGUGACGCACGACUGCAAGAGCAACACGUACCAGUACAAGUGGAGCAUUCCGGUCGAGUUGGUUCCGGUUUGCAAAGAGGAUUUGGUGUAUUUGUCGACGAAGCAGCGUCGUAACUUUGGCGGCAUGAGUCCGUGGCUGUUGGUGGCCAAGAUAUCCAAUGUGAUUCACCUGAUAGAUCCCUCGACGUUGAUGAUGCGGGAGGUGCAGCCGAGCCAGUUUUGGGCUCAGCCGCUUCACGUGUUAGCGACCAAGGCUCAACUGACUGAAUUUUUGGUUUUGGAUGUAGAAUUCGCGUCCGCUCCAUUACCGUCUUCUUCUAGAAACCACCAGUUGUGCUACGUCACCGUCGCAAGGAUGUCGGACCUGGGCCGGAGCGAUGCUCAGUUUCAGGUUUUGUCACAUUUGGGAAGAUGGAUUCGAGCGGGUCAAAAGGUCCUUGGGUACGACUUGGAGACGAUCAACAGGGCGUCCGAGGUGCCGGAGUACUCAAAAAGGAGGCGGGGCAGCGAGCGCGCGGACGAGGACCGUCCAGACGUCAUACUGGUCAAGAGGUGUCCUUCUGCGAGAAGGGGGAGGAGAAAUUGGAAGCUGAAGUCGCUCGCGAAGGAGUUCGAAGUAGAGCGCAACAUGAACGCGAGCGACUGCGAAAAAGAGCAAGAGGACUAUGAGCAAUUUUUGCAGGAGCUGGAAGAAGAUGCAGAAGCGCGAAAGAACGUCUGUCUGUACAAAAAAACAGGUGGAGAAGCUCGCUCCAACGCCCCUCAAAAAAUGGAGGUGUCCGACGCAGAGACGAUGGAAGCGUGCGAGCACACGUCGGAGGAGGAUGGGGAGAAGUGGCCGGAAAUAAGCUUAGACGAGCUCCUAGACGAUUUUGACAGUUUAGACGUAGAGGAGAAGUGACGGACGGGCUUGUGGUGGGAAGGAGGGGGAGGGAGGCGCUCGAAUAGCGGCGACAGACUUUAGAAACGGGACUUAAAAGGAGAACAAAAAGAGCGCUGGACGCUCUAUGAUACAUGUGCAAACUUCGUCAUGUUUGUGUGUGCAAACUUGUUUACUUGUGCAAAAGUUUGGAAAAAAAAAAAGCUUAUGGCCCGUUUUGAUAGAAAUAAAGCUAAUUUGUGGUGGUGGACUCGCGCGUUCACGCGGUCUUUAUUUGUAUA
This is a messenger RNA of Schistocerca gregaria, 1882 nucleotides long. Its product is annotated as 60S ribosomal export protein NMD3-like. The transcript has 3 exons. Gene Ontology annotation, biological process: ribosomal large subunit export from nucleus. NCBI's taxonomy places the organism in Eukaryota, Metazoa, Arthropoda, Insecta, Orthoptera, Acrididae. Gene Ontology annotation, molecular function: ribosomal large subunit binding. The record is from RefSeq and is a predicted model, not a curated record. Bases 39 to 1622 code for a protein of 527 amino acids. Gene Ontology annotation, cellular component: nucleus; cytoplasm.